Paramecium pentaurelia is the source of this 1241-nucleotide messenger RNA. The record is from the annotation of a GenBank genome assembly. Lineage: Eukaryota; Ciliophora; Oligohymenophorea; Peniculida; Parameciidae.
AUGAAUUAAGAGGAUAAUUAGAGUCAGGAUAGUAUUAAUGAAAAACAAAUAGAAAAUAAUCUCAAAGACUUACUUGAGAGAAUAUUGCUUAAUGCUGAUAAAUUCAUUGAUACUAAAGAAGAACUUAAUUAAAUAGAGGGAUAACUUAAAGAUUAUGAAAAUUUAUCCCAUUUGAUUGGGAUUAUAAAAGCAGUAUUUACUAAUAUGAUGAUGAAAGUAGAAAAAAAAAUGUCGUAAGUAGUUAAAUUUAACACUAAUAAAGCAAAUUAGAAAAAUAAAUAGAUCCUAAUUAUUCAUAAACAUAUAGUAUGAGGACAGAUGAAGAAUAUGAUAAAUUAGAAUAAACAAUGAUAAAAUAUGAAGUAGAAAUACGUAAUCACAUAAGAGUAAAAAAUAAUUUUCAUUAAAGGUUGAACAACAAUUAAAAUUAUAUGCUGAGUCAAUUUAAACUAAAUUAGAUGAAAGUGAAAUGAAUAGAACUGAAUUAUUAAAUACAACAAAAUAAUUAAUUAGUGUAAAAAAAUAUUCAAAUUAAUUAGAAUUUAAAAAGAGAAAAUUAAACAUAUCAUGAAGUCUAACAGAAACUUAAAAAUGAAAUUAUUCAUUUAAAAUAAAUAAUAAGUGGUUUAGAAAAAGAAAAUAGAAGAAAAUCUUUAGAUUUAAGUCAAAGAGAUCAAUUAAAACUAUAAUGUAAAGCUAAUUAAUAAUCAAUCAGUUAAUCAUAUCAACUAUAAAGUAGAUGAUAAUAAUAAAAUUAGAAUAAAACCAUGAAAAAUCUUUCUAAGAAUAUAAAGGAAAUAUAAAAUAAAGUUAGAAAUGCAUCACAACAACAGAUAAUAAUGAGAUACCAAUUAAUUCUUAAUAAUCCUUGAAAUAAAAUUAUUAUAAUAUUAUCCAUCAAGGAAAUAUAGCAAAUAAAGCUGAAAUAUAAAAAGUUACUUAAUAAAAGGAAAUUUAUAGAGGUUAUGGAUAAAGAUUAAAAAGCAAAAAUAAUUCACUAUCAAACAUACAAGAUGUAAUAUAAAGUGUUUCAGUACAAGAUAGAAAAAAAGUUUUAAAUAGCUAAACUAUUUCAAAAAAUAGCUCAUAAGAUAAUAGUUAAGUAAUUAAAUUUAAAGGUAUUAUUUUAAUAUAGAUUUUAUUAAGAAUCUGGAGAUUUGAGUAGAAGUAAAAGCUCAAGAAGAGCUAAUUUAGGAUAAAAAUUGAUUAUUGUAGAAUCUUAAAUCAAAUUAACAUGUUGA